AUGGCAGCUCUGUUCUACUACUGCUGCCCAUAUUUACCGUUUUUUAUCGAUCUGAUUGUACUUGUACCAUUUUGGCGUUUGGUGACCCUAGUCGACGUCAAUGACUACCUUGUCGUCUAUAUGAUCGCCGUUAACAUCCCCUAUACAAUACGUCUUGUACCCCAAUACAUCAGGAUUCUGGCACCGCCAUCAUCACCUUCACAGCUACCGACGAUGAAUGAUACAAUCGUGGAGACGGUUCCACUUGGCACGGAGCCGAUUCAGAUGUUCUUCUCGAUGAUGUCGGCUUUUAUGGUGAUCACCAUGUGCUAUGGUGCUUUCAACGUUUUUGUUUGUAUACUGCAAGAGAUUCGUCGUGGAAAAAUAACAAAAGCAAAUAUAUGGAUACCUGUCUGCGUUAUGAUGGCGAUCACACAGGGUGUACUAAUAGCGAUCUACAAGUUCCGUUACCUCUCAGAGUCAAUGAUUCUGUUCCUGAUGGUCUACUAUGUGGCAAUCUGCGGAAUCAUGGCAGUAGUGGUAGCUAUCUUCCUCCGCCGUCCACGUCCAAACGAUGCUACAUGGGAAAAACGUCGUUGUGAAAUGAAGUCCAAAUACAAUGGUUUCCUAAUCUUCGUUCUGAUUGCAGUACUUCCGUCGAUCCUCUAUACUCAUCGUUUGGCAGUUCGAUUCAUGGAUUGGUAUUUUGGUAACAUGGAAGAAGAUACGAUUGUGUAUACAUUUACUGAUUACAUGAUACAUCCAUGGGUGUUCAACUUGGCCGGAAUAAUGCUAUUGGACCCAUUCAGGAAAGUCGCCACGGGAAACAUGCGACCAUUCAGUUCGUUCUAUCGUAAAUACUGUACCUCAUCCCAAACGAUCCCAACAAUCUACAGAGUUCCACCUCCUACCUACGUUGAUGCCACAAAGAAGACGAAAAAAUCAUCAAGGCCACCACAAAUGUACUAG
Haemonchus placei is the source of this 948-nucleotide messenger RNA. The record is from the annotation of a GenBank genome assembly. Lineage: Eukaryota; Metazoa; Nematoda; Chromadorea; Rhabditida; Trichostrongylidae.